Molecule: messenger RNA, 1035 nt
Organism: Procambarus clarkii (red swamp crayfish)
Lineage: Eukaryota; Metazoa; Arthropoda; Malacostraca; Decapoda; Cambaridae
Source: RefSeq, a predicted model, not a curated record
AUGACAUUUCUUUGGCAGUUGUUUGUAAAGUUAGACAAGUUUACAAAUAGCACCGGUGGAGCUCCGUGGUGCUCCAGCUACACGGGUGGAGCUCCGUGGUGCUCCAGCUACACCGGUGGAGCUCCCUGGUGCUCCAGCUACACCGGUGGAGCUCCGUGGUGCUCCAGCUACACCGGUGGAGCUCCUUGGUGCUCCAGCUACACCGGUGGAGCUCCUUGGUGCUUCAGUUACACCGGUAGAGCUCCCUGGUGCUCCAGCUACACCGGUGGAGCUCCCUGGGGCUCCAGCUACACGGGUGGAGCUCCGUGGUGCUCCAGCUACACCGGUGGAGCUCCCUGGUGCUCCAGCUACACCGGUGGAGCUCCGUGGUGCUCCAGCUGCACCGGUGGAGCUCCUUGGUGCUCCAGCUACACCGGUGGAGCUCCUUGGUGCUUCAGUUACACCGGUGGAGCUCCCUGGUGCUCCAGCUACACGGUGGAGCUCCCUGGGGCUCCAGCUACACCGGUGGAGCUCCCUGGUGCUCCAGCUACACCGGUGGAGCUCCUUGGUGCUUCAGCUACACGGGUGGAGCUCCUUGGUGCUCCAGCUACACGGGUGGAGCUCCGUGGAGCUCCAGCUACACCGGUGGAGCUCCCUGGUGCUCCAGCUACACCGGUGGAGCUCCCUGGGGCUCCAGCUACACCGGUGGAGCUCCGUGGUGCUCCAGCUACACCGGUGGAGCUCCCUGGUGCUCCAGCUACACCGGUGGAGCUCCCUGGUGCUCCAGCUACACCGGUGGAGCUCCCUGGGGCUCCAGCUACACCGGUGGAGCUCCCUGGUGCUCCAGCUACACCGGUGGAGCUCCCUGGUGCUCCAGCUACACCGGUGGAGCUCCCUGGGGCUCCAGCUACACCCGUGGAGCUCCGUGGUGCUCCAGCUACACCGGUGGAGCUCCUUGAUGCUCCAGCUACACCGGUGGAGCUCCGUGGGGCUCCAGCCAAUCAGCUGCUUCAACCAAUCCUGAUCCUGCCAAUCAGCUGCUUUAAACCAACCUGA